Messenger RNA from Paramacrobiotus metropolitanus, 4191 nucleotides. Its product is annotated as myotubularin-related protein 3-like. The transcript is spliced from 14 exons. The record is from RefSeq and is a predicted model, not a curated record. Bases 552 to 3782 code for a protein of 1076 amino acids. NCBI's taxonomy places the organism in Eukaryota, Metazoa, Tardigrada, Eutardigrada, Parachela, Macrobiotidae. Gene Ontology annotation, molecular function: phosphatidylinositol-3,5-bisphosphate 3-phosphatase activity; protein phosphatase binding; metal ion binding. Gene Ontology annotation, biological process: regulation of autophagy; dephosphorylation.
UACUUAUUUGUUCGACGUUAUGGCGGUUAUGCCUUUAGUUUGGCGUGUGUGUGGAUGGUUUUAUUUCGCAAUAAUUGUGAAACAGUCAUGCAAAAUUUUAGGAAAGAUUUAGAAAUAUGUUAGGUUAAGCUAAUAGGUUAAUCUGACUCCUGGACGGUUUGGUUUACUGUGUAGCGAUGUUUUUUCUUUGCAUCUGAGUUUUUUUAGUAAUAAAGCUGCUUAUCUUUUUAGUUUCCGCGUAUGGCUAGCAGUACAGUUAUGCUUUAAGAUUCGUGCUCUUAUUAGAAGUGUGGAUUAUUUACUGUUGCUAAGAUGAUCAGCUCUGUAGAUAAGUACCAAAAAGAUGGUUUUCGCAUGCACAGAAUCGUGGCAGCUUGUUUGAGGGUGGCGGACGUGCACCCCGCCGCCCCAUUUGUACAGCAGGGGCGACGAGAUUUUGUUGUAUUUCUUACAUGGAUCACUGUAUUUUUAGAUCACAUUCAGGAUUUGAAUGAUGCUGUCUCCCGGGAACCGGUGUUCAUUUGGCCACAUUUGCUGAUCUACCUGUCAUUAUGGUGGAUUCGAAUUCCAGUGAUUUGGAUUCCCACGGUUUGCUGCUGAACGCCAGCGACUACUUCCCCAAAAAGGCCUGCAUUACAGAUGAAGCGGAUCUGACGUUUCCUUUUCCCCUGAUCAGUGGAGAAGCUAUCGAAUUUCUGGGACGAACGGCAGAAAAUGGGAUUGUGGCACUGUCAAAUUACAGGAUUUUCAUUCAGUAUCCGCAGAGCUACGUUAAUCUUCCGGUGCGAAUGAUUGAACAAGCUGAUAUCCAGAAUUACACCAAUUCCAUCGUGUUGACCUGUAAAAAUGGUACUACUGUUCGGUGCACUUUCCCGAGCCCAGAGCGAACAUUUGAGUGGCAGAAGCGCAUUUUAAACGCUGUUAUGAUGCCAAAAAAAUUGGAGGAUUUGUUUGCCUUUGCAUUCUAUGCGUGGAAAGCGGAAGAACGAAGCGGUCUGGGAAAGAACGCAGAAGGCCGAUGUUUUAAUUCGCUAGCUGCCGCUGGGUACGCUUUUGAUCUCAGUCGUGAAGCCGCGCGGAUGAAAUUCGAUCUAGAAUCAACAUGGCGAAUAUCAGAGAUUAACGUCAAAUAUGAGGUCUCUCCAACCUAUCCGCGAUUGCACAUUGUUCCCAAUUGCAUAAGCGAUACCGAUCUUGUACGCAUCGCGGAAUUCCGCAGUUCCCGGCGCUUUCCGUCGAUAAUAUGGAGACAUAAAGAGAACGGCAGCGUUAUCGCGCGUAGUAGUCAACCUGAGUUGGGCUUCUUUGGGUGGCGGUGUUCGCAGGAUGAGAAUUUUCUUCAGGCAAUUACUACUGCCUGCUUUUAUGAUCGGAAUACUGUACCACAGAAUAUUGCUAAUGGACACGUGCCCAAUGGUGAUUCCAGCGCUCCAGAUGUUCCAAAACUGCUGAUUUUGGAUGCCAGGUCAUACGCCGCUGCGGUCGCUAAUCGUGCAAAAGGAGGCGGCAGUGAAUACGCUGAAUACUACCCUAACUGCGAGAUCCAGUUUAUGAGUAUGGCAAAUAUUCAUACUGUACGAAAGAGUUUUGUCCAGUUGCGGCAGUUGUGCACAUCGCCUGCGGACCGACCAGACUGGAUGUCGGCUUUGGAUAAAACUCUAUGGCUGCAUCACAUCUCAGCCAUUAUGCGCACAACCUGCCAUGUGAUCAGUGCUGUGGAUGUGGAACGGCGACCAGUUCUCGUGCAUUGCUCAGAUGGUUGGGACCGCACAACGCAGAUUGUUGCACUGGCCAUGCUGAUGUUGGAUUCCCAUUAUCGGACAAUCAAAGGAUUCCAAACGCUAAUUGAAUGGCAGUGGUUGGAGUUUGGGCAUAAGUUUGCCGAUCGCUCUGGUCAUGGAUUUUGUACAGAUGAAACAGAGCGGUGCCCCAUCUUUCUGCAGUGGUUGGACUGUGUCUUUCAGUUGCUGCAUCAGUACCCCGUGGAAUUUGAGUUUAACGAAGUUUAUUUAAUUCAUCUGGCACAUCAUGUGUAUUCUUGUUUCUUUGGGACAUUCCUUUGUAAUACUGCUCGGGAGCGGGAGAAAAACAGUGUGAAUGAUAGGACCUAUUCUCUGUGGAAUUACCUACAACAGGAAGCCGAUGAGUCCUUCAGUAAUUUGCUCUAUGCCAGACGCGAUUUGGUCUUACGACCUGAUUACAAUGUGCGGAAAUUGAAAUGCUGGUUGAACUUAUACGCCACGGAAUUCAACCCUCUGUCAGCCAACGUCCAUCCCCCGGAGGUCAUCUGCAUUGGGAACGACCCUAAAAUUGGCAAUCCUAACCUGCCGCGAACCCGUUCUGUUUCAGACUUGAUAAAUGCGGUUCAGCCCGUUGUCAGCACUGAAGCGAAUAUUCACAGGACAUCCAGUCUCAAUCAAAUUGCUUCCAAUUGUCUUCCGACGGAACCCGUGGCGGAUGGGCCAGUGGCCACGAUUACCCCAUCUGUUCCAUCCAACAACCCUGUCGUUUCGCCGUUACGUCAAAGCAUUUCACUACCCAAUGACGAUCUACUACUGGGAACGAACGAUACAGAGGAUGAAGACGAUGGAAGUCCCAACGUUUCUCAGUCGACACCGAACCUUCCGAUUGCGCGGUCUUUGGAGACUAGUAAGACGAUAUCCGACGGCACAAUGGAUCGAUCGACCGACACCAUAACCGGCGAUGAAGAUAAUCAUACGCUGCUGUUGGAGCGCUUCCCUUCCAGUCAGGACAUUCAUACCGAAGCCGAAGAGUCUGCUGAAGAUGAGCCCGGUCAGGUCAAGCUCGGUGUGAUCAAUCAGAGUGACGGUGAUGUGAUGGUGCGCGAGGAAGACCUGUCGCGCGAUAGUUUCAUGCGCUUUGCAUCAGCCGGUGCGAAAUCAAUUAGCGAAUCACUUAUGGCUUCAGCCAUUUUCUCCGAUGCGAGCGCAUUACCAGGGACGAGUAUUCCUCUAAAAUCAGAGGCCAGGAGCUUCUGUUCGCCGUGCAUCACGCCGACGCCUAGUUUGAAAUAUGUGGAAGUGAAUCAUCAUUCGUCGCCAGUUAGCUCACCGACACGACCCAGACGGACAUCCCGCCAUUUGCCCUCCGCGUCGAGCACAGAUAGCGUUCACAGUGAUAUGAAUGAUUCGUUCCAUGAGCAUAAUCUGGCUACGGUUAGGAAACAACUGGGGCCGGAUGGACUGGCAAUUUUCCACGAUGAAUCGCAGAUACAGCUGAGGAAGAUGCGUAAUAAAUAUCAGAAAGAGGUCGACUCACUACGGCACGAAGUGGCAGCCCUUAAAGCUCAGCUGCGACACCGGAACGGUUUAAACAAUGGACAUGGGCCGUCCUCUCACACCCGGCGUGAUUCCUGCUCCGAAGACGGGCUGAACUGUAUUGAUAUCCCGAAAAAAUGUUCGGAUACUAUUGAUUAUGGUACUUCAUAUGGAUCUGACGUGAGCUGGGAUAAUAUUGACGAUCGGGAAGCCCUCGUAACCCCAUGGGUCCCAGACCAGUGUGUGACCAAUUGUACCAACUGCGGGACACGUUUCUGGUUGGGUAAACGAAAGCAUCAUUGCAGGAAAUGCGGAUUGGUGUUCUGCAGUAACUGUUCCGAUUAUCAGAUUCCUCUACCUCAAGAUAAAAUCUAUUGCCCGGUCAGGGUGUGUCGGGCUUGUUAUGUGGAAUUGCACCGACAAAAUAAUGGGCUUCAUAAUGGUACAAAAUUAGCUCUCAAUAGGCGACAUGUGGCAAAUAACGCUCAGGCCACACAAGCCUGAACGGUGAUUGUUGGUCGAGGGACAGAAGCCGAUGGAAAGAUAGAUGGGUAGCGCGACCUUCGACCAUUGAUCGGCGUUGGUUGGACAGUGCCACAGUGGUAGAGAGACACAGAGCGGGGAUGGUACGCGGCGUGGUACCGUGUUGGUUGUCUUUGUUUAUUUUUCUUGGCUUUCGUUUUUUCGGGUAUAGAAAUUGAAUCUGUAUUUUAAUCAAGCGCUUCUUUUGGGACUUGGUGUUUUAAAGAAUUUUAUUGAGUGCGAAUGAUCGGCCGUAGGCACGGUCAGAGUUCGUGGAGAAAUUGCAGUUGUGAUAAUCAAGAACAGAUUGAUAAUGUGCGCGGUGCUUUCGCCGAUUGCUGUAAUGGUAGUGAGGUUUUUCUUGCUUCCGGGAAUAAAGCUGUUCAAUCUG